AUGCAGCUCCAACACAUCCUCCUUCUCGUCUCUCUGACCUCCCUCUCCUCCGCUGCCGAAACCGUCCUCGGAGUUGCCAUCUUCCAUCGCCAUGGCGAUAGAACUCCAAAGGCUACUCCACCUGCAAACUUGACCGAUCUCGGCUACAGCGAAGUGUACGACUCAGGAACAUACUACAGGCAGCGCUAUGUCUCAUCCACCGCUUCUCACAAGAUCCAGGGCAUCAACGCCGACAUCGUGAAGCUCUCACAGCUUGCAGUGUCUGCCCCCGUCGACAAUGUCCUCCAGAACUCCGCCCAGGGCUUUCUACAGGGUCUGUAUCCGGGAGUGGGACCAAAACUUGGGCAAGAGACGCUGGCGAACAAGACUAUAAUUGGUGCACCUUUGAAUGGAUAUCAAUUGAUUCCAGUCCAAGUGGCCGCAAGCGGGGCUGGCAGUGAGAAUUCUGCAUGGCUCCAAGGAUCCAGCAAUUGCGCAAACGCAAUCGUGAGCUCAGACAACUACUUCAGCUCUGCCGAAUACAAGAGCCUGUUGAACAGCACAACAGAUUUCUACAAGAACCUCACACCAACAGUCAACGGGAUACUCGGCGCGAAUGACAUGACCUUUAAGAAUGCAUACUCCAUCUUCGACAUCCUCAACGUCGCCAGCAUCCACAACGCCACCAUCCCCUCCUCCUCCCUCCUCACCCCUUCCACCCUAACCCAAAUCCGCACUCUAGCCGACACUCACGAAUACGCCCUCGCAGCCAACACCUCGGACCCCAUCCGCGCCAUCUCCGGCGCCGUCCUCGCCGCCGAAAUCCUCCAAGCCCUCAACGCCACCCUCGCAACCCCCCAAAAAGCGCCCAAACUCACCAUCCAAUUCGGCGCCUACGCCUCCUUCCUCUCCUUCUUCUCCCUCGCCGCCUUGCCUGCCGUUGAACCCGAUUUCUACGGCAUACCCGACUACGCGUCCGCUAUGAUAUUCGAGCUCUUCACCACCGCUACGCCACCAACCGGCAGUGCGGCGAUAGAUACAAAAGACGUGCAAGUCAGGUUUUUGUUCCAUAAUGGGACUACAUCUAACGACUAUGAUCCUGUCGCCUACCCGCUAUUUGGCAAUAAGGGCGCGGCGCCAGAAAUAGCGUGGACGGAUUUCGCAGCAGGCAUGAGUAAGUUCGCGGUUGGGGAUCAGAAGGAUUGGUGUCAAGCUUGUGGGAAUAGCACGAGUGUUUGCGCUAGCACUGCACCUCCUCCCGCUGCGCAAGACAAGAGUGGGGGUGGGAGUGGAGGGGUCAGCAAGCCCGUCGCUGGCGUUAUCGGCGCUAUGGUCACACUGGCUGUUAUCCUGGGGCUGGAAGCGUUGGUGUUGUUGAUGGCGGGGCUGAGGGUUGUGAAAAAGAGGAAGGGUGAGCCGGUGAAUGCAAAUGGGGGAAGUAGUGGGAGUGAAGAUGGUGUGAAAGCGUAG
Molecule: messenger RNA, 1449 nt
Organism: Bacidia gigantensis
Lineage: Eukaryota; Fungi; Ascomycota; Lecanoromycetes; Lecanorales; Ramalinaceae
Exons: 2
Coding region: 1-1449 (482 amino acids)
Biological process (GO): dephosphorylation
Molecular function (GO): phosphatase activity
Source: RefSeq, a predicted model, not a curated record